Gallus gallus (chicken) is the source of this 6655-nucleotide messenger RNA. It is a transcript of the gene CLRN1, whose product is annotated as clarin 1. The record is from RefSeq and is a predicted model, not a curated record. Bases 2434 to 3213 code for a protein of 259 amino acids. NCBI's taxonomy places the organism in Eukaryota, Metazoa, Chordata, Aves, Galliformes, Phasianidae. Gene Ontology annotation, biological process: equilibrioception; sensory perception of sound. The transcript has 3 exons.
UUCGGGCCCCGCCCCCAGACGGGCAUUGCAGCGGGCGCCCGGCCUGCAGUCCCGCCACGCGCUGCCCCUCUGCCCGGCGCCGCCCGGCCCGGCCCUAACCCGGCCCUAACCCGGCCCUGCGGCUCCGCCGGUCGCAUCUCGGCCGCCACGGGCGGGAGCGGCGCGCGGCUCGGCGCUCCCCAAGGCUCCCGCUGCCCCAGGGCCGGACAGCGCCGCGCAGCCCCACAGAGCGGUGAGAAGGAUGCUGGCAGAGCUAUAGGUGCCGAUUAACAUCUCCAGAAUAAAAGCGCCCGCAGCUACAGCCUCAGGCUUCCUCCCGUACCCCAGAGGCCCUUACCUCCCUUCCUGAAGCAGGACUGCGGCCUCUAUCCCAGCCUGCUGCGCGUCCUGCAGCACCGGGGCAUCCUCCUCUCCCAGCACAGGGCCCAUCUUCCGAACCGCUGCACUGACAGCUGCAUUACUGCAUCAGCACUGUAAAAAGUAAGCACAGAAACUAUUUUCCCCCUUCUAUCUACUGCUUUUACCAGAUCCUCUCCUCGUGCUGCAUCCCCAGGACAGCACACGCACACAGUGUAUUUUAGAAACACAGGGACAGACCGCGAGUUGCAGACAGUUCUGAAUACUCUUAAUAACUGUACUCUAUGAGUUAACUAUGAGAUUACUAUUGCCAAGAGCAGGAAGUAGAGGCAAACUACAUUUCUUUUGUCUCUAAGCAAUUCUCUAAUCAAACCCAAGAUACUUUAAAAGAUGAAGUUAAUUAGGCAGUGGAUACCUUCAGACUUCCAGCUCUGGUUUGGGACACUUUCCCAGCAGCUCUUCUGACCAUACUUGGCCCGAAGUCACAUCCCACAGACCGGCAGCUCCUCAAUCCCACCAGCAGAUAAAUGCUCCAGAACAUCUCCUAAGUGAUGCUGGUGUGUGGAAUAGCAAUGCCAGUGUUGUGAUCCCUAGCUUUGGUAAGGUUCACAUCAUGCACAUUUUAAGAGAGGGUCAUUAGGUUUUAUUCCUGAGACUCUGUCAAACACAUAUGGCUGUAUUUAAACACACAUCUCCAUCUUCCAAAGAUCUCGGUACAGCAGAAUGUCUGACAGUUCUUCCUAGCACUCCUCGUUCUGUACUGAUUCCCCUGCAUUUUACACCUUUGCAGUGCUAUGAACUCCGGCAGAGUCAACCCAGGCUGUUGGUAGCUCAGCGUGGCAGGGCUGGCUGUAGACUCAUGCUGCCCAGCACUGCACUCCUGACUGACGUGUAGAAGCCUAGGUUCACAUCCAGUCCUUUGAGCCUACGAACAUGCUGGUCUGGAGCUUUAGUUUCUUCCUCCUCAAGAAGCACAGCUGGGGGACCCAGGCUUGGUGCAGCUGGCCCUGUUCAGAGGAACCGGCUUCUUGCUCACAGGAGGCCUCCUCAGAGUAACGAGUCUUGGGAGAGACCCCCACAGUUGUUGCUCUGGGGAUUUUCUAGCAUAUUUUGUGCCCUGUGACGCUCCUGCCGCAGAACACCUCGGAAGCAUUCCCAGUUUAUCCGUAAGAGCAUGGAAUUUUCAAAGGCACAAAUUGCCGCUUCAUUUGAAAAUGCCACCACAAGGCUGAAUCUUGAAAAAAAUUAUCAACAAAGUCAUCAACAAUCUGAUUGCAGCCUACGUGUUACGGUCCCCCUUCAGGCAGCAGUCAGUGCAUUCUGAUCACGGGAAGUGCUCCCCACCACCGCUCCCGGCCUCCCGCUCAGCACCGGCACAGUGCCAUCUCUCGGUUACUCGCAGUGACCACAGCAAAAGGCACAGCCUUAAGCAUAGCUUAAAUAAUCAUUUACCUGCACACUGCCUCGCUUCAUUUUAAGCCUAUGGGGUGUUCCUGCUGCAGACAGGCAUCCAGAUAACAAACCAUUCCUGGAUUGGUCUGAUCAGAGAACUGAAAUGGGAAAAAGAAGCUAAAGCCUUAUGUUGGCUGCAAACUUGGGGCUGAGCAGCUCCAGGAGGGGCAGCAGGGACAGGACAGGCACCGGGGGCCCGCGCCAGGUGAGCACGCACACAGAUGCAACUGAGUGCAGGUGGGGUCACCCAGCCCAGCCUGAGCUCCGUGCUGCCCUCCCCCUGCACUGGGGCAGCUGCAUAAAAAGCAGAGCAGCUUGGCACGGCUGGCCCUGAGGGAUUCCCAGCACACAGAGCCCUCUGAAAGCUUCCUUUCUGCACGGCCGAUAACCCAGCAGGCAGCCAAGCCUGCCCAAUCAGACAGCCGGGAAGCAGAGCGCUCAUACACGGUCUCUUGUUACCUUACUCCUCCACUAUCAAGUGACAGAAUCGCUCAGCAGACCGUUCCAUUUGCAGCUCAGUUAGAGGAGCUGCAGGCGGAUGGGGAGGGGCGCACCCUCCCAGCACCUCCCAGCCAUAGGCACCACACCAGCCCCCCGCUGAGAGCGCAGCCCCCCCGCACCACCAUGCCCACCCCACAGAAGAAAAUCCUCUUCUGCCUGGCUGGUGUGCUCAGCUUCGUGUGCGCCCUGGGGACCGCAGCGGCCAUCGGCACACAGCUGUGGGUGAAGGGAACCAUCCUCUGCAAGACGGGAGCACUGUUGGUCAACGCCACCGGGCCGGAGCUGGAGAAGUUCAUCGGGGAGAUUCAGUAUGGGCUCUUCCAUGGCGAGCGAGUGAGGCAGUGCGGGCUCGGGGGGAGGCCCUUCCAGUUCUCAUUUUUUCCAGACCUGCUCAAGAUCAUCCCUGCAAGCAUCCACGUCAGCGUCAUUCUCUUCUGCAUGGUGCUGAUCAUCUUCACACUGGUGGGAAUGGGCUUUUUCCUGUACAACGCCUUCGGCAGCCCCUACGAAACACUGCAUGGCCCCGUGGGGCUGUACCUGUGGAGCUUCAUCGCCUGUGAGUACCCUCUCUGGGUCCCAGGGACACCACACUGUUCCUGCAGAGACUGCAGUGAUGGGCAUCUUGUGCUCCUUCCAGGUUCCUGUGGCUGCCUCAUCAUGAUCCUCUUCUCCUCCGAGGUGAAGAUCCACCACCUCUCAGAGAAAAUCGCCAACUUCAAGGAGAAAAGUUUCACAUUUAAAACCCACAGCGAACGGUUUGCAGACUCCUUCUGGAUCAUCCUGUCCUGCUCCCUGGUGCACUUCCUCAACGCGCUGCUGAUACGUCUGGCUGGGUUUGAGUUCCCCUUCUCUAAACCCAAGGACUCGGGGACAGCCACUGGUGCCGCAGACCUGAUGUAUUAGAGUCACACAGCAUGAGGACAGAGGUGUUCAUCACUGCUGCCUUCAGCAGCCACCACCUGCACCACCUUUAAAAAGAAGUUAAAAAACAAGAAAAGGUUUCAGAUAACUGUUGGUGGGACAUGCAGUAAAAAAAAAAAUAACAUGCUAGUUGAUAAACCCAGAUCAGAAUACCCUUUCUCUCUUGGAUAAAAGCCUUACUAAGGCACCUGCUUCUCUUUCCUCCAGAGAAGAUUUGAAAAGCAGCUGCUGUGAACAGAACUGAGAAUUCAACAGCACAGAGCUGGAGCAGAGGCACAGGAAGGGGAUCGCCAUACAGCCACCCCCCAUCACCAGCACAGCCUGACUCACCUGCAGCUCUCAGGGAGCCACAGCACAGCCCCUACAGCACUGGGCAGCAGGGAAUGGGGCAGGGAGGAGAGCACCAGCCCUGCCACAGACCUGCAAGGGAAGGCAGCACAAGGGCAGGGGGUGGCCCAGCCCCUGAGUGCCCCACUGGCACCUCACAAAGAGGCAUCAUUUCUGUCCAUAAGGAGUUCUGAGCUUUAAAAACCCAACCUUUAACUCCCCCAGAGCUCCACUUUGUAGAGCAAUCCAUGCAGCAAGAGCUUUGUGCCUCAGGACAAGGAGCUGAAACAUAACAUGCACUCACACUGCUGCACUCUGAGGUGAGGGGUGAACCCAGGAGCAGAACACUGUGAGCUCAAACCCAGCAGCGCCAACCACAGCCCCCACCACGGCUAUAAGGAGCUCUGCCUAGCCAACAGGCAGCAAGUUAUCACCAAGGAGCACAAAUAAAUACAGACAAAAUGGGAUGAAAUGCCACUGUGAUGGAACCCAGACCAAAUGGAUGUAUUUGCCUCCAUGCCCUUACCUCCCAGUCAGGCAAGGUGCUCCAGCUGCUCACCAGGUGUACUGUGCUCUCCCACCAACCAUAGGUGCAUGGAAAAUCUUCAUCCUACCAACACCGCUGUGCAGGGACACCACUCAGCAUAUGCACACACGCACACACACAGCAGAGGAAGAGCCUAGGGUCUGCCCAGCUCCCAUUUAUCUGCAGAAGUCGGCUCCUGCACAGCUGUGUGCCAUGAGCAAUCCCCUCACAGCCACCUGUAGCAGCCCCAGCACGCAGGGCCUGGCUCUGGGAGCCCCAAGCUGCAGUGGUGUGCAGGGUGACCUUGCUGAUACAGGCACCUGUUUUUAUACUUUGACAAUGAAUGGCAAAACGUUUAGGGCUGGCUGCUGGCUCUGUCUGUGUGAGGUUUGGCACCCACAGUCCUGCUCCUCUGAGCCUCUUACAGAGCAGCUUUGCCCUGGGCUGUACAAUACGUGCCUUGUUUCUAACCAUGUGCGAUGGUGUCUGCAAGGUGCCAUGACCACCUACAAUUCAUUUAUAAUUCUCUUUCUAAUUAAUAUGCCUGCCUUUAUUAAUUAAUGAUAAUAUAUCUUCUUAACACAUAAUUUCUACCAUGUUUCACUGUAUUAUUUACUAAACUGCAGUUAAUGAGGAGUAAUGUUCCACCCUUCCUGCUCCCGGUGUUCCAUGGAUUGUCCUCCUCUGCAGCACUGCUGCCGGUUGGUGGGGGGGUCGGGCUGCCCGCAGUGCUGUGCCCACCUGGGGUGCCCCUGCCUACUUGGAAGGAGCAACAUUUGUAAAAUAAAGAGCUGCACAGACCUCAGUGCCGAAGAGUAACCCACUGCAGUCAUAUUUGUUGUGUGGUGGUGAAGGGCCCAGCUGCUGGGGAGCCCUUCACAAAGAGUACUCCCAUCCCAUCCCAUCCCAUCCCAUCUUAUCCCCAUCCCAACCCAUCCCACCCUACCCACAACCGUGAGACCAGCUGUUACUGCUAUCCUUGCCCAGUCCCCAAGGCAAACAGAGCAACUGAGCAGCAAACCAAACUGGGGCACUGUGUGCAUCUGAGCACCCAAUGCAGCAGCUGCAGCACACGUGGUGCUCUGUUUGUGCUCCUGGAUGAACACCAGCAAACACCACCAUGUGCUCUGUGCAUCGCUUCGAACCCACGAGCAUCAGCUACAGUUUUUCCCUGUGUCAUUUCUACAACGGUAUGUUUCAUGCUUAAAAAAAAAUGUGUGUGUAUAUAUAUAUAGUGAGGAGAAAUAUCUGAAUAUAUUUUGGAAGUUUUCCUGAAAAUUCAGAUUUUUUCUUAUCACAAUAAAAAGAAGUACACAGGUCUGUCUGUACAUCUAAGCACCACUGCGAGGAAGUGGCAUACAGACCGGCGGGGGUGGGAGGCAGGUUCUGAGCGGGGAGCACAGAGCGUGUCCAAUGCUAAUUAAAGUUUAAUCACAAUGUGACAGCAGCAGGCGGACGAGAGGACGAGGGCUGCGCAGUGGGCACCUGGCUCCGCUCCCCUCUGCUGCACACACGGAGGGUGGCAGUGGGAGAGCGAGGGGCUGAGCACAGCGAGCAUGCAGUGCACACUGCGCACACCUGAGCAGGCAAUGCACGCUGCACACGCUGAGCACACGGCGCCCCAAACUGCUCUGGGUGAGAUCUCCAGCAGGAUUUCAGAUCUGGACAAAUGGAGGAAAAUCUUCAGCUUCUGUGGGUAAGUUUUUUAGUCUGCUUCAUUAUUACCGCCUUCUGAAUUCCAGAGUUCUAAAAUGCAGCUGGUUGUUAAGUUUAAUAUGGUUGUUUGUGACAUGUUGUUAUUACUACUAAUAUUAUGUUGUAUAUUGUUAUUAUUAAAAGCAGCAGCUUUUACCUGCUUUCUCUCCUGCAGUUCUCUUCUGGCUGCCUCCCAUUCCCAAACGCACGAACAACAUCUCUACCCUAUUUUAAUGUGCAUUUCCUUUCCCUUUGCAGCCGGGAAGGCAGUCAGACCGCCCCCCAGGUGGGUGUUUCUGCCCCGGGUUGCGCUGUGCUCCCAUCCGCAGACACUGCAGUCCCCCGCGGUGCCCACACGGAGCUGCUCACACUCCUCGGAACACGUCUGUGUGCGUCGUGUUUUCUCAAGAGUCGUUUUCCCGAUCUGAACCAAAGCAGCAGAGCAGAACAUAAAUUAACCUUACUGCUCUGCUUAACAGCUUGUGUGGCCAAUUUAAGAACACAGGGAAAAAAAGCUAUGAAAUGAAGGCCCACACGAUGUGUUUGGACGCUGCCCCGCGCUCAGGCUGACAAGCACAGAUGUGUCCGGGAGUCCAAAUAUUCUUUCACACCGUCAUCAUUCCCUUCUGUGGGAGUUGUUUUUAACAGCGGGAGCCAGUUGGAAGUGAGAUGCACAAACGUGUAUGUACCCAACACGGAUGUGCCUCAUCUGCAGCGCAACCACUCAGGACUGUAACAGACAUUUGGGAGUGAAUGCCACACACCUCUUAGAGCAACCAUUUGUAACCAAAACCUGAGUUUGCCCUGUUUGAAGCAGAAAUAUCUGCAGUCGCUGUUGGUUUGUUAGCACUCCAAAACACUCUGCAGAAGAGUUCA